CAAGAAAAAGGUCGCAACAGAACAGAGGAGCGAGGCCAAGCCAAAAGGGAGCGAGCGAAACCGACUGUACAGAGAGCCAGCUUGCAAAUGAAAAACCAGAGCUCUCUCCCACUCCCCUCCUCAAAUUUCAACUAAAACUAAAAUCCAUCUCUAGAAAUUCCUUUUGUUCAAAAGCUCCUCAGGCUCAAACAUGGAAUCCGAACCUCCACCUCCAUCCAUUCCUUGAACAAAAAAUUGAAAUCCCCAAAUGGGUUUUCUUCACAAACCUCCAUCUCUGUUCCUUUUCAUUUUCUCACUCUGCCUCUUGAUUUCGCGGCUCUUUUUCUGCGCCAUAGCCGCAACAGACACCACAACCCUGGUUUUCAAGGGCUGUUCGCAGCAGAAAUCUCAAGACCCGUCUGGGAUUUUCUCCCAAAAUCUCAAAUCCUUCUUUUCCUCUAUGAUCUCCCAAUCUUCCCAGAAACCUUUCUCCUCCACAAGCUCCGGCGAUGGCGGAAAUGCGAUUCAGGGCCUAUUCCAAUGCAGAGGGGACCUCACACUCCCGCAGUGCAGCGACUGCGUGAGCAAGAUUCCGGCUCUGGUGGACAAGCUCUGCGGCCAGGCCGUGGCGGCCAGAGUCCAACUCGCCGGUUGCUAUUUGCGCUACGAGGUGGCCGGAUUCCGGCAAGUCUCCGGGACCGAGUUGCUGUACAAGGUGUGUGGAUCGAUUCAGGUGGCCGGAACUGGGUUCGAAGAGAGGAGGAACGCGGCUUUUGAAAUGGUGGAAAAUGGGGUCAAAAAUGGGGGCGCCCUGUUUUACACCGGAAGUUAUCGGUCCCUUUAUGCGUUGGGGCAGUGCCAGGGCGAUUUGGGCGGCGGAGACUGCGGCGACUGCCUAAAGACGGCGGCGGAGAGGGCCAAUAGCGAGUGCGGUUCCUCAAUUUCCGGUCAGAUUUAUCUGAACAAGUGCUACAUCAGUUACAGCUACUACCCAAAUGGAAUUCCCAGUAUAUCUUCAUCCUCAGGGUCUGGCCAUAAUACACAGAGAACAGUGGCUCUUGCAGUGGGAGGAUUUGCAGCUUUAGCAUUUCUUGUUGUUUGUUUGCUGUUUGUUAGAUCAGUACUGAUGAAGAAAAGAAGUAAGCAUGGAGGCUGACUUCUCUCUCUCUCUCAAUCUUUUUAGAGUCUUGUGAAUGAAGAUAGGGCAUAGUACUUUCUCUCUGUAGUUAUAUUUUAUAAGAUAGGAUUAUUAUUAUUAUUAUUAUAGUGGAAACUAUAUGAUUUUUAUGCAGAGAUUAUAUAGAAAUUUUAGAUGGGUUUUUUAGAUCCAAUGUUGAUUAUUUUUUUUCUAUGUUAAUGAAAAAGAGAUGGGCAAAGUUAGGUGGAGAUUACAUGGAAAACAGUGCUACAAAGAAAGAAAGAAGGACAUUUGUCUUCCUCACUUACCCAAUCUUUACUUUAUAAAUCUCGUCCUUUUUCACUUUAUUUUUCUUUAUCUUGCAGCCAUAUGACUUAAAGAGCAAGAAUGAUUUGUAAUCUUGUGAGACUCCACUUUUUUUUUUUUGAAGAAUUACCAUUUUAAUCUGUUGUAUACAU
Momordica charantia (bitter melon) is the source of this 1575-nucleotide messenger RNA. Its product is annotated as plasmodesmata-located protein 1. The record is from RefSeq and is a predicted model, not a curated record. Gene Ontology annotation, biological process: plasmodesmata-mediated intercellular transport; transport of virus in multicellular host. Lineage: Eukaryota; Viridiplantae; Streptophyta; Magnoliopsida; Cucurbitales; Cucurbitaceae. Gene Ontology annotation, cellular component: plasmodesma.